Molecule: messenger RNA, 2778 nt
Organism: Acanthosepion pharaonis
Lineage: Eukaryota; Metazoa; Mollusca; Cephalopoda; Sepiida; Sepiidae
Source: the annotation of a GenBank genome assembly
AUGUCUGCUCCAAUAUGGGACAAUUGGAAACAGAAAUUUCCCUCAACUCCGACAUUUUCACCGAAAAUCGAGAAUUUUUCUUUCUUUCUUUCUUUCUUUCUUUCUUUCUUUCUUUCUUUCUUUCUUUCUUUCUUUCUGUUCAUAUCCUUGUAUCUAAGUUUGUUUAUCUAUCUAUCUAUCUAUCUAUCUAUCUAUCUAUCUAUCUAUCUAUCUAUCUAUGUUUGUUUAUAUCUAUCUAUCUAUCUAUCUAUCUAUCUAUCUAUCUAUCUAUCUAAUUUGUUCACAUCUAUCUAUCUAUCUAUCUAUCUAUCUAUCUAUCUAUCUAUCUAUCUAUCUAUAAAAUACGAUAAAGCCAAGAAUAAUGAAAAUUCUGUUUAUAUCUAUCUAUCUAAGUCUAUUUAUAUCUAUCUAUCUAUCUAUCUAUCUAUCUAUCUAUCUAUCUAUAAAAAUACGAUAAAGCUAAGAAUAAUGAACUUUUAUGAAAUUGCGAGCAGGAGUCACCAGCUGUUGUAUAAUGUUUUACAAAUGAAGUUCCAGCCAGCCCUCGCCUAUGUAUCCGCUACAGUUUGCCAACGCUUGAUAUCUCCCCAGCUAUAUAUCAUCGCCUGGUCAUUAUCUAUCUAUCUAUCUAUCUAUCUAUCUAUCUAUCUCUCCAAAUUUAUUGAUGUAUCUAAGUUUCUUCAUAUCUAUCUAUCUGAUCAUAUCUUUGUUCACAUCUAUCUAUCUAUCUAUCUGUUCAUAUCCUUGUGUCUAAGUUUGUUUAUAUAUCUAUCUGUACAUAUCUUUGUAUAUAUGUUUAUUCAUCUAUCUAUCUAUCUAUCUAUCUAUCUAUCUAUCUAUCUAUCUAUCUAUCUAAGUCUGUUUAUAUCUAUCUAUCUAUCUAUCUAUCUAUCUAUCUAUCUAUCAAUCUAUCUAAAUUUAUUGAUGUAUCUAAGUUUCUUCAUAUCUAUCUAUGUGUUCAUAUCUAAGUUUGUUCACAUCUAUCUAUCUAUCUAUCUUUACAUAUCCUUGUAUAUAAGUUUGUUCAUCUAUCUAUCUAUCUAUCUAUCUAUCUAUCUAUCUAUCUAUCUAUCUAUCUCCUUGUAUCUAAGUUUGUUUAUAUAUCUAUCUGUACAUAUCCUUGUAUAUAAGUUUGUUCAUCUAUCUAUCUAUCUAUCUAUCUAUCUAUCUAUCUAUCUAUCUAUCUAUCUAUCUAUCUAUUCAUAUCCUUUAUCUAAUUUGUUUAUUUAUCUAUCUAUCUAUCUAUAUUUAUUGAUGUAUCUUAAUUUUCUUCUUCUUCUUAAUAUCUAUCUAUUCAUAUCUAAGUUUGUUCACAUCUAUCUAUCUAUCUAUCUAUCUAUCUAUCUAUCUAUCUAUCUAUCUAUCUAUCUAUCUAUCUCAGGCUACAACAAAAAUCAAUCAAUCUGUUUAUCCCUCCCUCCCUCUCUCUCUCUUUCUCUCUCUCUCUCUAUCUAUCUAUCUUUUUCUCAGUCUCAGUCUGUUCAUAUCUAUCUAUCUAUCUAUCUAUCUAUCUAUCUAUCUAUCUAUCUAUCUAUCUCAAUGUGUUCAUAUCGCAUAAGGGCGUUCUCAUUUCGCAUUCUUAUUUAUUCUCCGCUUGUAGAAUCUAUUAAAUCCUUCCUUUACUGCAAGGGAUCUAUCUAUCUAGGUCUGUUCAUAUCUAUCUACCUAUCUAAUUUCGCUUAUCUUUUUUUUUCUCUCUCUCUCUCUCUCUAUCUAUCUAUCUAUCUCUGUUUGAUCAUCUUUCUUUCUUUCUUUCUUUUUUCUUUCUUUCCAUCUAUCUUAUUUCGCUCAUGUUUCUCUCUCCCUUUCUUUCUCUCUCUCUAUCUAAAUUUUCUUAUCUAUCUAUCUAUCUAUCUAUCUAUCUAUCUAUCUAUCUAUCUAUCUAUCUAUCUAUCUAUCUCUCCGAUCUCUCUCUCUCUCUAUAUAUAUAUAUAUAUAUAUAUAUAUAUAUAUCACAGUGUGUUCAUUUAUCUCUCACUCCCUUUCUCUCUCUCUCUCUCUCUCUCUCAAUCUCUUAUUAUGAAAAUGAUUACAGGGAUUUAUUUCAAUGACCUCAAAUUUUUUCUUUUUCAUAUAUUUCUCCAACAUUGUUUCUUUCUUUCGUUAUUCUUUAUUUUUUCUUUUUCAUCAUUUCUUUCUUUCUUUCUUUCUUUUUUUUUUUUUCAUUCUUUUCUUUCUUUUUCUUUCUUUUUCUUUCACUCCUUUUCCGUUUCUUUCUUUUUCUUUCUUUCUUUCUUUUUCUUUCUUUUUCUUUCUUUCCUUUUCUUUUUUCCGUUUCUUUCUUUCUUUUUCUUUCUUUUUCUUUCUUUCCUUUUUCUUCUUUACGUUUCUUUCUUUCCUUUUCUUUCUUUCCAUUUCAUUUUUUCCUAUUCUUUUUUUCUAUUUCUUUCCUUUUCUUUCUUCCCUUUUCCUUCUUUCUUUCAUUUUCUGUCCUUUCCUUUCUUUCUUUCCUUUCCUUUUUUCCUUUUUUUCUUUCUUUUUCUUUCUUUCCUUUUCUUUCUCUCCUUCUUUCCUUUUCUUUCUUUCCUUUUCCUUUUACGUUUCUUACUUUCCUUCCUUUUCUUUCUUUCUGUUUCUUUCUUUCCUUUUCCUUCUUUCCUUUUCUUUCUUUCCUUUUCUUUCUUCUCUUUUCCUUCUUUCUUUCUUUCCUUUUCUUUCUUUCCUUUUCUUUCUCUCCUUUUUUCCUUUUCUUUCUUUCCUUUCUCUUCUUUCCUUUUCUUUCUUUCCUUCCUUUUCUUUCUUCCUUUUUUUCUUUCUUUUUCUUUCUCUCCUACUUAA